AUGUCCGCCGCCAUCGCGUACGACUUCAUGGACAAGAUCGUCCCAGGCGUCUCCCAACACCUGCAGAUCAUGAACGCCACCACUGCCACCGACACCUUCUACCCCGGCCUCGAUUUCACAACGCUCAGCUGGAUCGAAAGAUUAUGGGCGCAAUUCUAUAUCUUCAUCGGAAACCCCAUCAUUGCCACUGGUCUGCUGAGUUUUGGUCUGCACGAGAUCGUCUACUUUGGUCGCUGCAUUCCUUGGCUCAUCAUUGAUGAGAUUCCCUACUUUCACCAAUGGAAAAUUCAGCCUAACAAGAAGGUUUCUCGAGCUCAGAUGUGGAAGUGCACCAAGGUUGUCCUGCUCACGCAUUUCACUUGUGAAGCUCCCUUGAUCCUCGCUUUCCACCCCAUCUGCUGCUACUUUGGUAUGGCGACUUAUGAGGUCCCCUUCACUUCUUGGGGUCUCAUGGCUCUCCAAAUCGCCUUCUUCUUUGUCUUUGAGGACACCUUCCACUACUGGGCUCACCGAGCUCUGCACUACGGGCCUCUGUACAAGAACAUUCACAAGCUCCACCACGAAUUCUCUGCCCCCAUUGGUCUUGCUGCCGAGUAUGCCCAUCCUCUCGAGGUCCUUAUCCUCGCGCAGGGUACCAUCUCUGGUCCCUUCCUCUACGCCGUCUUCCGCAGUGAUCUCCACAUCUUCACCGUCUACCUCUGGAUCACUCUCCGGCUCUGGCAAGCUGUCGAUGCCCACUCUGGGUACGACUUCCCCUGGUCUUUGAGGACCUUUAUUCCCUUCUGGGCUGGUGCGGACCACCACGACUUCCACCACGCUGCCUUUGUCAACUGUUUCUCCACCAGUUUCAGGUGGUGGGACUACUCUCUUGGUACCGACAGCAAGUACCAUGCGUACAAGGAGCGUGUGGCUGCUUCCAAGGCCAAGACGGCCAAGGAAAGGGCCGAGUUUGAGAGGCGAGAAAUGGAGGAGGUUGAGAAGGAGGGUGUCCGUGCGGAGCGGUUGGCUGAGGCUUACGGCAAGCGUGCGGUAAAGACUGAAUAG
Molecule: messenger RNA, 1044 nt
Organism: Cryptococcus wingfieldii CBS 7118
Lineage: Eukaryota; Fungi; Basidiomycota; Tremellomycetes; Tremellales; Cryptococcaceae
Product: methylsterol monooxygenase
Exons: 4
Coding region: 1-1044 (347 amino acids)
Biological process (GO): ergosterol biosynthetic process
Molecular function (GO): C-4 methylsterol oxidase activity; iron ion binding
Source: RefSeq, a predicted model, not a curated record